This is a messenger RNA of Arabidopsis lyrata subsp. lyrata, 1457 nucleotides long. RefSeq lists its product as uncharacterized. Gene Ontology annotation, cellular component: endoplasmic reticulum. The transcript is spliced from 3 exons. NCBI's taxonomy places the organism in Eukaryota, Viridiplantae, Streptophyta, Magnoliopsida, Brassicales, Brassicaceae. Bases 104 to 1249 code for a protein of 381 amino acids. The record is from RefSeq and is a predicted model, not a curated record.
UCAGAGGACCGUUGGGACUUGACAUUUAAAUUUCAAAACGAAAGGAAAUAAAAUUAAAUAUAAAAAUAGAGAUUGAUGAAAUCUAUCUAGGGCCAAAAAUCAGAUGAUAAACAAAGAAACCAUGAAAGGAAAGAUAUUAGUUUCACCGUCGGAGAAAUCGAGCACAACAACAACGACGACUACUACAACUACUGUAUCUACGGAAGAUUCGGAGAAAAGAGACAGUAAUUGUUACUUCCCAGAUUGUCGUAAAGAUGCGAAUUGCAGUUGCGAGAUUUGUCUUGACAGUCUCAACGCAACGCUUGAUCUCAUGCCUCUCAGUGUACAAAAAAGCUCUCUCACUAAGCUUUCUUUUGCCUCCAAUUUCAAAUCCACCGUUGAAUCUACUCCGACUUCGUUUGAUCCGACGGUGGUCACCACACCCGCUUCUGUUUCUCGCCCAAUCUUGAAGUUGAUGAUCUCUUCGCCGAAGAAGAAGCAAAUUAAGAAAUCAAAAGUUUCCGAGAAUGAAGAACAGAGGAAAACGACGAAGAAAGAAAGAAGCCUACUGAUUCUCGUUGUUCUGAAACUAGUUUUGGUGAUUGGGUUGGUUCUGUGUUCGGAGUUAGGGUUUAGUUGGGUGUUUAAAGGGCUUUUGAAACCUGAAUUUACAGAGGAGAUAGUGAGGAACGUUGGUGAGAGAACUCAGGCUGAUCUUUAUCUGGGAGUGAAGCUGAGACUCUUGGAAGACGAAUUAAAGGGUUUUGUUAACAAUGACGAGUUUCCGAGUUGCGGAGGUUCUGAUUCUAAAUGGAAAAUCAUUCAGGAUGGUCCAAUGUUGAACUCAAAGUGUGUUCUGUAUAAAUCCGCCAUUGAAGAGGUGAGUAUAUGGGGAUGGCCUUUGCAGACAUCUGGAUUGUUCCAUACCGGUUUCUCAUCAAGUUCGAUCACCGUGUUAUCAGGCCGAGUAACUGAGUGGACAGAGGGGAAAUUCGGUUACACGAUGCGCGAGACCAAUACUUCAUGGAGGAAAACCAAAUGGAGCACAUCGGUUUUGCAACUAGAUCCAAACACAUGGGUUCUUGAGUACAGCAAAAGCUCGGUGAUAGAUGAUAGUUCGAGUUUGUUGUCACUAACAAUGGAUCUCAUCAAACACAUGGUGUUCCGAGCAGCAAAGAAUGUAAAUCGGGAGGUUUUCUGGAUGUUUUCAGCCUCAGGGAGUUUGUAUAGUGAAGCAGAAUCAAAGGCUAGCACAAUGACACCAACUUAGAAACUUAUGAGGAAAAAAAAGUUUCCCCUUUUUGGUUCCUUUGUAUUAAGCUUUAGGUAUAGUCAUGAACAAGUACUUGUUAUUGUUACUGUCUAGUUGUACUCAAUGACUCAGAUGUAGUAGUUGUUUCCUUGUCCUUUUUCGGUUCACUGUGAGAAACCCAAUCAGUAAAACGUAAAAACGCUUUCGUUUGGUUAAACCAACGACU